ACUGAUUUAAUUAGCUAUAAAUGUACUUUGCUUCGUUGAUUCUUUGCGCCCUCUUUCAAAAUAGAUGGAAGAAUUAAGUGAGGAAGAAAAGAGGGCUUUGAGAGGCAGCAAAUUUGCUCCUCUUCCUGCUUUGCCCCCUUCUUCUUCCCGUACCCAACCCAGGUUAGCGCACCCUGGUGGACCUCUGACCACGAACAAGGCCGCGGCUUUAGCCAAGUUCCUCGAGAGAAAACUCAAGGACCCUAGUGGGUUGUCUUCUAUUAACCCAGAUGUUCUUGAACUGGCCGUCAAGAAUGCCCAAGACACUGCCCUAACAAGUGGUUCUUCAAAUUCAGGAAGACUGGUUCGACACGUGACCUCAUUUGGUGAUUUUGAGGAGUCACUUGAAGAAGUAGAAAUUGGAAAUUCAGAACCAAAGAAACUAAAGAAGAGAAAGCAAAAGAAGAAAAAAGAGAAAACAAAGAAAAUGAAAAAACAACAGAUGGUGAAGGAUGAUGAGAGUACUAUGUUGAAAGGGCCCAAAAAGAAGUUGAAAUUGUGAUUGUAUUGUCCUUGAACCAGUAUGUUGCUUGAAAAAUCUACUUGGGCAUGGAAAGCAGAAGUUGUUCGGAGAAGCAGGAGAUUCAAAAUGCCUUGAAAUCAAUGGAAUGAGAUAAGUCGCGUACUUAAUAAAAAUUUUGUAGUCUCAGAGGAUGCCAACCAUUUUCAAUCUUUGAUAGGAAUCCACUCGUAAUGCAGGUUAGAUUAUUGAAUGAAAUUAUAGAAUGUGGAGAAGGGAUUUUUAUUGAUUAUUCAUGAGACAUAUGCAGUUGAUUGACCA
Molecule: messenger RNA, 820 nt
Organism: Mangifera indica (mango)
Lineage: Eukaryota; Viridiplantae; Streptophyta; Magnoliopsida; Sapindales; Anacardiaceae
Exons: 5
Coding region: 65-541 (158 amino acids)
Source: RefSeq, a predicted model, not a curated record